This is a messenger RNA of Vanessa tameamea, 3754 nucleotides long. RefSeq lists its product as uncharacterized. NCBI's taxonomy places the organism in Eukaryota, Metazoa, Arthropoda, Insecta, Lepidoptera, Nymphalidae. The record is from RefSeq and is a predicted model, not a curated record. Gene Ontology annotation, molecular function: adenosine kinase activity. The transcript has 6 exons. Bases 186 to 1235 code for a protein of 349 amino acids. Gene Ontology annotation, cellular component: cytosol; nucleus. Gene Ontology annotation, biological process: purine nucleobase metabolic process; purine ribonucleoside salvage.
CUUUACCUAUUCCUCGGUGAGCUUGGAAAGCGUGAGCACGUUUUACAAUUGUAAAGAUAAACAUGCGGUGAAUUCUUGCGCGACAGUGUUAAUUUAAUUUUGUUAAAAUAAUACAAUCACAUACAUUUUAUAACAUAUACUUGAUAGAAUUCAAAGUUUUAUUUGUUGUCUAAUUAUAUUACAUAAUGGAUUCUAGCUGCCCAUGUGAUAAGGAAGGUAUGCUUGUGGGAAUAGGAAAUCCCUUGUUAGAUAUUUCAGCUAUAGUGGAUGAGGAAUUGCUCAAAAAGUAUGGUCUACAUCCAGAUGAUGCUAUAAUGGCUGAGGCUAAACACAUGCCACUUUACAGGGAACUUGUAGAAAAAUAUAAUGCUGAAUUUAUAGCUGGAGGCAGCGUGCAGAACUCUCUCAGGGGGGUGCAAUGGAUAUUAAAAAAACCUAAUAUAUGCAGUUACUUUGGCUGCGUUGGAAAUGACGAUUAUGCUAAGAUUUUAAGCGACAGAGCUAUUGCUGAGGGUGUAACCGUCCACUACCAAGUGACUGAGGAGGCUCCCACGGGAACAUGUGCCGUUCUUGUGACGGGCACACAUCGUUCGCUGUGUGCAAACCUGGCGGCGGCACAGAAGUUCACUCCGGACCAUCUGGCUAAAGAGGAGUGUCGGAAGAGCAUUGAAAGCGCAAAGUUCUUUUAUGCAUCAGGCUUCUUUGUGGCGGUGUCGCCAGAAUCUAUAAUGUUGCUCGCGAAGCACGCACACGAAAAGAAGCACACGUUCAUCAUGAACUUGAGUGCGCCCUUCGUGUCGCAGUUCUACAAAGAGCCUUUGGAAGAGAUGUUGCCCUACGUCGAUGUUUUGUUCGGAAAUGAAUCGGAAGCAGAUGCAUUCGCUAAAGCGUUCAACAUCACAGAAACCGAUCUUCAAGGGGUAGCUUUGAAAAUAGCGGCACUACCCAAAAUGAACUCGUCUAGGCAAAGAGUCGUUGUGAUAACCCAGGGUAAAGACCCAGUGAUUCUGGUAGAGGGAUCGAAGGUGACCCUGGUUCCCGUAGAAAAACUAUCCAGGGAGCAAAUUGUGGAUACAAAUGGGGCAGGGGAUGCUUUCACAGGGGGUUUCCUAAGUCAAAUGGUCCUGGAGAAACCUUGGGAGACUUGUGUCAAGUGUGGUAUAUACAGUGCGACUCAUGUGAUACAACAUUCUGGUUGUACAUUCAGCGGUAUCAGUGACUUUAGAGAAAGUUAAUAAUUUAGGAUAAAUAGCUUAAAGACAUAUCAAAUUGCAAUACCAACUAAUAGGGGUUGAAAACUACACAAAUUGUACAAUUAUAUAAUAUAACAUGUUUUUUUCACAGUUUAUUAGUGUCUGUAGUAGUCAUCAGAUGUUAUUACUACAUUUUAGUUAGAUGUAGACGUAGAAUACAAAAGUUAUUUUUUGAAUCAUUAAGCUGUCAGUUGGGUAAGAAAUAAAAUUUUAUAAUUUUUGCAAACUAAAUCCCUUUUAAAACCAAUAAUAUGCAAACCAUUUAUAAAAUAAUGUUUCACUACAAAUUUUAAUUUAAAGCGAUGUCUGGUUGAAUAUCUGCAAAAUAAUUACAAACCAAUAAUUUUGCUUAACAUUUACUUAAAUAAUUAUUUAAUAAUCCUGUUUAAAUAUGGCAAUUGAUAAUUGAGAUAACUUUAUUGUUAACAGUUAAUAUUAUAUAUUGGUAAUUAACUGUAGCAUGUUUAUAUAUUUAUAAUCGUUGUCCGUUCUGACUUCGUAAAAAUGAAUUUUUUUUUUUUUUUUUUCAUAGACCCUAGAAUGCGAUCGUAGCGCCACCUACGGGCUCUAUUUUAUACCACCCAGAGACUUACUCAAAUACAAAAAAAAAUCCAUGCAACCGAUUAGCGAGUUUUGUGACAUGCACAUAUUCAUGCAUAUAUGAGAAUUAUAUGUAUAAUAUGAUGGGCAGAUGUUUUGUAUACCUUGUAGUUUAUAUAUAGAUAGAGUGCAUAAAGCUAAAAUUAAUAUUUUGAGUAUAACAAAUACUUAAUAUUAAAUAAAAUAAACUGACCACAAAGUCUUACUGUUAUUGUGAUACACAUGUAUUGAUUUUGCUUAGGUUUUUUUAUUUCCAUACUAACCUAGUUUUGCCAAACUUAAGCUUAUUUUUUCGUCUUUUAAAAUUAAUUCGAAAUUUAAAAUAAAGAAAAUAAAUUAAAAAGUUUUACAAGCUUAUACUUGUGUCUAAAAAAUGACAAGAUUAAUUAAUAUUUAUGAAUCAUGACAAUAUUUCGGCACCUGUCGCCAUCUUAAUAAACAGUUGUAAUAUUCUCAUAUAAUAUAAUGCAUAAGGAGUAAAUGCCCCUUUACUCACUGUACAUUUGUAUCACAUAGACACCAGUAAACUUCUACUUGUUAUGCUAUAUGAGAAUGCUCUUGAGUUCUUGAAAUAAAUAAGACUAACGAUUCAAAUAUAAAUUAAACUUAAAUGUUUUAUAUUUCUAACCAUAAUAUUAAUUCUUAUUAUGAUCAUUUAAAAGUUCUUCCAAUGAUACUUGUUCUCUUAACUAAACAACAAUUUGUUUAAUGUACAAUGUUUAUAAAACUAUUACCAGUGGAUACAAGAUAACAAAAUUUGCAUAUAUUUUGAGUAGUCAAUGAAAGUUUUAAAUGAUUAAAUCAUGAAGAGGCUGAGUCUCAAGACCCCUCUCCUCUUAGGUAGGUAGCAUUUAUACCUUAGAUAUAUAUAAUCAAAGCUUAAUUAACCCAACUUUAAUAUCUUGGCACUUAAUUAUUUAACGAAAAGUUGAUCCUUUUUUAGUCACUAAUCAGAUUAAUUUAUUUUUAAAUUUCUUUCUCACUGGCUGUGUGACCUCACCCAAAGGCUUAUAUUACCCAUUAGUAUUUUAAAUAGAUCUGAUAACAGAAAUAACGAAUAAAUAGUGUUUAUAUCAAUACUGCAGGAAAUUGUUUUACAUUGAAAUACUAAUAAAACAAGUUUAUUUGGAUAUUCAGUUUUUUGUAAUAAAAACUAGGUAGACCGACCAAUUUAAACAAAAUAGCUUUUAACAAUUUAUAAACUAAAAUUACAUAAAUAAUAUGUCAAAAAAACAAACUCAGAAAACUGUAACAAUUAUAACGUUAGUAACAAGACAAUCAAAUAAUAGUAAUAAAUGGCAUAUAAACUAUUAAAUGUUUUUAAGCUUUUAUAUGUACAUACUUAACAAGUUGAAAAUGGAAAUAUUUUUUUAAAUGCAGAUUUUGAUUGUUGAUAAUAGUAAUAUACAAUUAAUGUGUACGAUUUAAAUGAUACCUCAAUUUCUGUUUAGGGACUUAAAUAAAUCCCUCUUAGUUAGUUGUCUUAUUUUUUGCUUUUUAUUUACUUUAAAUGUCUAUCUGUUUAAAUACUAUCGAAUACUUUAUCAGAUGGACUUGCCAAUUUGGCACAUUUCCUUCGUCACCCAAGAGAGGCAUACAUCUAUACACCUCGACAAUGGUGAAAUCUUUUAAAGAGUUCAUUAUUUUACUAAUGCUACGCGUUACCCGAAUUGAAUAUAUGUCUGGAUUUAUCCUGCAAAUGAAAUUGGGUAUUUCAUUUCGAUCUUUGGCCUUCAGUAGUACAUUCCUGUUUUUCCUGUAAGGUAACAGCAAUAAAUAGAUGUGUGACUUUAAUUUAGUUAAAUAUUGUGUAUUCGAAAUGCAGAAUCACUUUAAAAGUAAUAUUAUUGUUGUACUUAUGUUUAUAUUAAUAAUUGAUGUGAAUAAAACUUUUUCUACUA